Planococcus citri (citrus mealybug) is the source of this 1630-nucleotide messenger RNA. RefSeq lists its product as uncharacterized. The transcript is spliced from 9 exons. The coding region runs from base 151 to 1473 and encodes 440 amino acids. Gene Ontology annotation, molecular function: oxidoreductase activity, acting on a sulfur group of donors, disulfide as acceptor. The record is from RefSeq and is a predicted model, not a curated record. Lineage: Eukaryota; Metazoa; Arthropoda; Insecta; Hemiptera; Pseudococcidae.
AUGCAUGAAAAAAAGUAGGCGUGUAGUAGGCAGGAUUGUCACAUUGAAUAUAGAGCUGAACUGCUUCGCUUGCCACAGCCAGUAUCAGUGGAUACCUCUAGUUGAGUGAUUCUCCGAGUAAGUCUUCAAUAAAAUCUCAUAAAAAUCAGAAUGAAAGCCAUAUCAUUCAGUAUCAUUCUUUAUCAACUUUUGUGUACUGUGAUCACGGUACUGGCACUUGAGAAUUGUACCCCAAACUCCUCUCCAGUCCCUCCUCCUACAAGCCCUACGCCAGCACCAGCGCCAGUGCCAGCUUCAUCGCCACCAGCAACAUUAGACACAUUUGCAACGACAACGGAUCGAAGCCUAACAAUUUUUUACGAUGCUAUGGAUGAAAGUUCUCAAAUGUUUUUCAAUACAACUCUGAUAAAACAGUACGAAUGCAUGCCUUCUUAUACGCUGACUUUUAUUCCAUGUCAAAAAACAACGGAAUCGAAUGGAGUUCUAACAUGUCCGGGCAAAGUUGACCCCACAUGCAGCUUGAAUAAACUGCAUUCUUGCGCUAUUGAGCAAAUUCCAGACAGGAAAAAACUCAUUAGUUAUUUGGCAUGCACUAUGAAAGGUGUAGACGUACUUCCAGAUUUGACUGUUUGUGCGAUUCAGAAUAACGUUGAUGAUGCGGCGCUUCAAGCGUGUAUAAGAUCUGAACAUGGAACAAACGUGUGUAAAGUGUAUAGUGCAAAACAAAUGCCAGAUAUGAAUACGUUACCAGGAUUAAUUUUCAAAAAACCGGAGGUUAUCAAACCUACAGAUCUCUUCCAAUACUUGGAUUAUUAUAGAAAUCAUAUCGCCAAAUUUGACCUGAACGCAGCAAUUUGUUCUCAAUUAAUGACUUCCAACGCACCUUCUGUGCCACCACAAUGCACCAAGGAGCUUAUCCUUGGGAUUUUUUAUAAAGCAAUGGAUGAGAAAUCUCAAAAUUGGUUUCAUGCGUUGGGUCCAGUUUAUGAUCAAUUCAAAGGUUUUGUGAAGUUCAAAUACCAACCUUGCAUGUUCGCUGAGCUUUCCCCAGACGGAAUAUUGGAUUGCCAGGAUGAAAAUGACAAAGAUUGUAUUGCGGGAAAAACUCACGCAUGCGCAAUAUGGCUUGUUGACGAACCCAAAACUCUGUAUCAGUAUUUGAAUUGUAUAAUGCAAGAUCCUAAAACCGUACCGAAUUUUGAAAAAUGCGCAACUGAUUUUAAAAUUCCAUAUGAUCCCAUCAAAGCAUGCGCCAACAGUAUCAGAGGCAGAGACCUAUGUUACGAAUCCUCGAAAAGUCGACCAAAAUCUCAAGACAUUCCAAUGUUCAGCUAUGCUUUGAGUUUUGAUGCAGAUGCAAGUAAGAAAACAUCAGAGGCAACCGAUUUACAAACUGUAUUUUGCGAUCAGUUGACAAAAUAUAAAAUUACUCCACCUCAAGUAUGUAGCGCCCCGAAAUGUGCUGGAAAAUGAGCAAGAAAUUUGUUUCGAUGGAAACAUAGAUAUCUAGGUACUUAUGUAUGUCCAAUAAUGAAGAACCAAAAUUUAAACUUUUAUUGAAGAAUUAAAAAUUACGAAAAAUACAAAAAUUAAAUGAAGUUGAAUGAAAGUUAUAUUUGUAUUUUCAUUU